UUAUUACUAUUACAUCUCCUUUCCCCAAGUCACUGCACUCUGCCUCCCAGAGCCCAGUUCCACUCCUCCUAGCUUACUUUAUAUUGGGUGGCACUGGCAACUGCAAGCUUUCCACCCACACUGCACCUUAAUACUUCAAUUUUAUCUAAAAUUUUACAAAAAGUCUGGCUUCACCUCCGUCCAGCCCCAGUGCCACACAGUCCCAUUCCUGCUGCUGCUAGAGUUGCCCCCUUAGAUAUUUAAUGCAGGAUGGCUGCUUUAUUUUUUAACAGGUCUCUAUCACAACAGGUUAGGCUUGUAUGUUGGGUUUUAUAAUAUACUUUACUUUCUUGACCCCUUGGUUAAAGGAAAACCUUUGGGAAUGCUUGUGUUUGGUGUAGAAGCACAGAUCAUAAUGCGCACGCAGAGAGAGUGAUAAAAAAGUAUACUGAACUGAAUCUCUAUGCUGCCCGAGACAGCGGGGUGGGCACAAUAUAUUUUCAGCAUCCAACCCCCAGACUGGCUUUGUGAAGGAACAGAAGUGCGUUUACUACAGACUGAUAGGGAGUGACGUCGCAAGCAUUUUGUGCUAAAAACCGCCGCCAUUAACUAGCCUUAUGCAGGAGAAGAAGCUGAUAGCUUGCAUGACAUAAAUUAGCCAAUCGCGUCCAGCCUAUUUGCAUAAUGGCGCCAAAAGUCUAAACCCUGAUAGGCUGAUGUAUUUACAUAUAAAGGCUUUCCUGUUCCCGCCUGCCACUCCCUGCUGAUUUCUUGAAAGGAGGGGUCCUGCUGUGCAGCUCUGACGUAGAAUGUGAUUUUUGCAUUUCAUCAAGACACAUCAUUUUCACGUCAAGUCAUGUUGUAGCUAUGUGUAAGUGGGACACAAAGUUAAGGAAAGACCAUCCGACGGCUGAGCCACAGCAGGAUCUUCAUCUUUUGGAACUCUGUACAAGUUUUUUGCAUCUCAAGACACAAGUGACACAAAGUUAAGGAAAGACCAUCCGACGGCUGAGCUACAGCAGGAGCUUCAUCUUUUGGAACUCUGUACAAGUUUUUUGCAUCUCAAGACACAAGUGACUACUACCUGCUACAAGGGACACAAAGUUAAGGAAAGAUCAUCCGACGGCUGAGCCACAGCAGGAUCUUCAUCUUUUGGAACUCUGUACAAGUUUUUUGCAUCUCAAGACACAAGUGACUACUAUCUGCUACAAGGGACACAAAGUUAAGGAAAGACCAUCCGACGGCUGAGCCACAGCAGGAUCUUCAUCUUUGAAACUCUGUACAACAAAGAACACACACCACUGAAUAGUGAAAACGUAAAACUGAGGCAGACCGCCUACUAAAAGACACAACUACAUACGGUAUUGGCAGGAUUCUCAAGUCCACUUGGCUCUCUGGCCUACAGAAUGAAAAGAACUAUUCAUCAAUAUUUUGAAAGAAAAAUUUCUUCAGUGUCUGCAAAACCCCUCACUGAGGUUUUAGACUCGUCAGAAUCUGUGUUUCCGCAAACAUCCAAUUCAUCAUCAAAGUGCUUUGUGGAUUUAACUUUGGAUUGUGAUGAAACCGAAUAUUCUUCAGAGUACCAUUCUGAAGAAUGCGAACUUAAUUCAGUUAUCCAGUCAGAGAGUUUACAAACCUCACUUGCCCCUAGAGAAAUAGUUAUAAGUGAUGUCAGUCCUCCUCCGGACACUAGAAACACAGAUUCUGCCGAGUCGAAUACCUCAGAUUUGUGCUCUAGCAAGUGCUGUGAAGACCUGACAAUACCAUGCCAACCUACGGAUCCUGCAGUGUUAGAAAGCACAAAAAAAGUACAAGGAACUGGAAAGUCACAGCGUACAAGAUCAGUACAAAUGCAGUGGUUUAAGGAGUUUCCAUGGAUAACAAUGUGCAUUAAGCGAGGGGUUCUUUUCUGUACACAAUGUCGUUAUUCUGUUGUCAAAGGGCUCAGUGCUAAAAUUGAACCUGCCUUUACCGUAUGUGGCUUUCAAAACUGGAAAAAAGAUAUUUGUGCAUUUCGAGAACAUGAGAAAACAAAAUGCCACAAUCAUGCUUCAACUGCCAUGAAACAUGUUGUAUCUAAUUCUCCAAACAUAGCUGUACAGUUGGACUGUCGCCUUCGGGCUCAGCAAAAGUUGCAUAGUCAAAUGUUAGUGAAACAAAUGACAUCCCUGCGUUUCCUCAUUGGGCAAGGUUUGGCUACCUUUGGCCACAAUGCCAAUGGAGGCAAUCUGUUUCACUUAAUGCAGCUUUGUGCUGAAGACAUCCCUGAAAUAAAACAGUUUAUUAGUGAAAAAAAAUAUGUCACGUGAAGUAAUUAAUGAACUUACUCAUAUGUUUGCCUUAGACAUACAGAGAGCAAUACUUUCAAAGAUACAUAAGGCAAAGCUAUAUUCUAUACUUGCUGAUGAAACCAGGGAUAUUUCAAACAAAGAGCAGCUUGUUUGCUUGAUCAGAUGGGUUGAAGAAAAUUACACGGUUCAUGAAGAUUUUAUAGGACUUGUUGAGUUGCCUAAACAGGAUUCAGCUACAAUCUUCUCAAUCUUACAAGAUAUACUGAUAUGCUGUAAUAUACCACUAAAUUUGUGUAGAGGUCAAGCAUAUGAUGGUGCAGCAAAUAUGUCUGGCCAUAUACGUGGUGUUGCUGCAAUGUUUAAAGAGAAAAAUCCUGCAGCUCUUCACAUUCAUUGUCUGGCACACUGCCUCAACCUGUGCUUACAGGAUGCAAGCAAGAAGUGUAAGAGUGUUAGGGAUCAAGCAAUCUCCAAAGCGUAAUCACUUAUUUGAUUCUUUAAGAAAAGAGUUGGAACCUCAAAAUCAAAAUCUGCGCACCUUAUGCCCUACAAGGUGGACAGUCCGUACUGGUGCAGUUAAAUCUGUUAUUGAUAACUACAAUGUUCUUUGUACAGCAAUGACUCACAUCAAUGAAAAUUCACAUGAUGAACAUGGAAGGAAAGCUUGUGGCAUUUUGGCUGUUCUAGAGAAAUUUAGUACAUUUUAUGGUCUUAGUCUUGCAUACUUGGUUUUCUCUGUUACUGAACACCUCUCCAAAACACUACAGACAGUUAAUAUAACUAUACAUGAAGCACAGAAAGCAGUUAAAUUAACACAAGGUUUUUUUAGUAGACAGCGAACACAUGAAUGCUUUGCUAACUUCUUUAAUUCGGUGAUAGAACAAUCGAAAGAUCUAACAGAUGAACCAGUGGUUCCCAGACAGAAACGACCACCUAGACGUAUUGACAGUGGAGCAGAUUCAUGUACUUUUCCUAGUCCGCAGGAAUACUAUCGAAGAGAGUAUUAUGAGGUCUUGGAUUUGAUAGAUCAUGAACUCACUUUUCGUUUUGCUCAAAAAGAUGUAGAAGUAGCAAUAGUUCUUGAACAAAUGUUGCUUACAGCAGCUACAGGAAAAAAAGUUGCCCUUCCAUCCUCUAUUUCUAAUUUGUAUUCAAGUGAUUUUAAUUUUGAUCGCUUACUCCAGCAACUAGAAAUGUUAGCUGAUACAAUACUUGAGUCUGGCAAUGAUCCUAAAACAGUAACAAACAUAAGAGUAAUUUCAGAUGCAAUGAAUGCAGUGCCUGUAUCAAAGAAACUACUACCAGAAGUACACAAGCUACUUUGCUUAUACUACACAAUACCUGUAACAACUGCUACUGCAGAAAGAUGUUUUUCAUCAUUGCGUAGAGUAAAAAAUUAUUUACGCUCUACUAUGACUCAGAUGAAAUUGAAUGACUUAAUGUGUGGUUAUAUUCACAAAGACUACCUUGUACAGACUGAUGUUGUGGCACUCGCAAAUGAUUUUGCACAAAGGAACAAUCGUAGAAAAAUUUAUUUUUCAAGGGUUCACUAAUGCUAAAAUAUUACUCUUAAAUUUGUUACUGUAGCAAUCAAUGGUGUUCAUAGCUGGCUAGGUGAAAGACAAAUGGUUAAAGGACCAGUAGCACUAAAUUUUUAAGUAAAAUUAAUUCCACCCCCCUCAAAUAACACUUCUAUCUUGGACAAAGUUUAAUUUUUAUUGUUUAUACAUAAAUACCUAGAAAAAAAUCCCUCUUCUGGUUGUGUGCUGCAUUGAAAAGGCGAUGGGGUGACAUACAUUCUCUUGUGCGUGGGCUCUUUCUUUAAAACCGGACGUUAGUGGCUUCUGCUUCAGGAAGGAUUUGCCUGGAAGAGUGUGGCAGCACUACCGUAGCAAAAUGUAUUUCUAAAAUGGUUAGAUAGUAAAGAAAAGAGUGGGCUCUGCGCUAGCUGUCUGGGUUUCCGGUCUUCCUUGGAAGAUUUAGGGCUGGCCUGUGCGCUGCCUUACUUCUUGCAGCCAGUACUGAAGUAAAUCAAGCUGGUGAAAUAUAUACAGAGCGACAAAAAACCCUUUGAGAAGCAGAAGCAACUGACUAUCGGUUUCAACAAGAAAGUUUGGCUAGCUGGAGACUGAAGCAAACAAAAGAGCUUAGAAUGUGUCUCCUUAUCGCCUCUUUUGAAAUGCAACACACAACCGGAUGUGGGAUUUUACUUAAGUAUUUAUGUAUAAAGCAGUAAAAAUAAUAAACUUUGUCCAAGAUACAUUUGUUAUUUGAGGGGGGUGGAAUUAAUUUUUACAAAAAAUGUUUACUGUUCCUUAAAGGAAUAUACUUCAAUGAGUACCUGUGAAAAAAAUAAGUUCUAAAAGCCAUAAUACAGCACAUAUCUUGGAUACCACAAUUCUCAAAUAGUAACGUCACAAAAAUAUGAAAUGAAUUAGCUUUAAAAGUUUCAAAUGUCUUGUGAAAAUUAUACCCCAUUAUUUGAUAUUGAGUGAAUCUUUUAAUGUUAUUUUAAAGUGUACUUUUAAAGCUGUACUUGGCUUCUGUCUAUUCUGCUGUUUAGUUGCAUUGAGUUAACUAGUGUAGCUUAUCUCCAGAUAAGAUUCUAUGCACACUGUUUCCUAAUACAAGUAUGCAUCCUGCUUGUAUGUGGUUGUUUGGGAUUAGCAGCAUUUACUUUCCAUAACAUAUUUGACUGCACCAAUACAGAUUCUCUAUCUGGCAUUCAUAACGUACGCAGAUUUGAUUAACAUUUCCAAUGCUUUUCUUAAAGAACUAAACCCUAGCCCUUUCUUUCCAGAAUUCACCCUGAUGUGCUGAUCUGCUGUUAUAAAUCUGCAGAAUUGUGCAGUGAAGGUCGGUCUUCUGAUCCUUUAACUCAACAACACAGAUCUUGGAAGAGUGCAGAUUUGAAUCAAUGUUCCUAAUCCUCUUCAACUGUGCAUGCAUGCGCCUGCAAGAUCCAUAGAUCCAUAUAAGUCAACUGACAGAAGAUGGUGCUUUGAACUCCACUGCGCAACUCUGCACAUUUAUGGCAGGUCAGCACAUCAGGUAGACUUCUGAACUGAAUAGUUUUGGGGCAGCCAGCUUGGAAGCUGUACAUUUGGUUACAUUUUGGGAUGCAUUGGGAGAUUGUUUAUCAAAUUGGUUAUUUUAUGGACUAGAUCCAAACAGCUGCAUCUUUAAAAGGUUUAUACUGAGUAAUUGUAGGGCUUUUCUCCUUAAACAUUGCAGCGACAGCAUAUAAGGUUUACUUAUCCUUUAAAAUGGCAUUUGGGGUGUUUUGCUAAAAUGUUGUUACAAUUACAAGACCAACUCCACCAAUGGAGACAAUAGCAUUUGUUUUGUUACAAUUACAAGACCAACUCCACCAAUGGAGACAAUAGCAAUCUCAUUACUUGCUUAUUUUAAAGGUUUGCUUAUCCUUUAAUGUAAAGUUGCAUUCAAGGUGUUCUGUAAGAAUGUGUUUUAAGGCCACCCCCACUGAUUGAGUUAAUAGCAAUCUCAUACAUUUUAAAUUCACAACUUGUAAAGGCUUACUAAUCCUUUAAUGUAAAGUUGAGGUUUUUUUGUUACUAUUGACAUUUGGUUAAAGGAAGAGCAACACCAAAAAGUUUUAAAGUUAUAAAAAUAUAAUGUAGUGUUGCCCUGGUAAUGUAGUGUUGCACUGGUAAAACUGAUCUCUUUGCUUCAGAAACACUACUAUUUAUAUAAACAAGCUGCUGUGUAGCAAUGGCGGCAAUUGAAAGGCUAUAUGGCACAGGUUAAAGGACCAGUAACUAGUAACAUUGGAAACUACACUAAACUUUACAUUGGAAACUAAACACCAAGACAAAUUAAACUUUAAAAUUGCAAAGCCUUUAUUAAGAAAUAACUUACCGAAACUCCACUUCCUCUCCUGUUCAGAAAAGGCGACAGGACGACGAUCCAUCCUGUGGCGUGCUAUUUCUCCUCCCUGGCUAUUUCUCAUAUUCUGCUGAUGGCAUGUGAAGUGAGGUGAAGCUGCUGCAUCAUGGAGUGCUAUAUUGUACAGAUCGCCCCUGCCUUCAAGUGCACUGGAAUCUGGCCUCGUGGCGCAGUGACCCCUACCCCACAUCCCAUGGCCAGGGCCCAACAGAGCGGCAGAAGUGAAGGCGGAGGGGCUUUAACCUACUAUCCCUGACAGGUAAGCAGAGCUCCGGAGAGCAACGUCUGGGUUGUGCAUUUCGCGGAGGCUACAAGGAAUCACACUGCUGGGGAGAAUGCCUGAGGACGUGGCUUUGGAGAAGUUGCGGCUUAGAAUGGAAUGUGCCCCUUUGGAGAGAUCCCAUGGCCCUGGACUGUUGCAGAAGAUUCUUGGCUCGGCGUAGCAAUGUGGCUGUAUCUAUGUACUCAGGAGCGGGUAGUUACCCCGAAGCCGGCUAGUCUCAGGAGAAGCCUCAAACCUAGCCUCUCUCAACCACUCUUAGUAUUCUGGGAACUGGCUGUGCAAGUAGUUAUUUUGAGAAUA
Molecule: messenger RNA, 6759 nt
Organism: Xenopus laevis (African clawed frog)
Lineage: Eukaryota; Metazoa; Chordata; Amphibia; Anura; Pipidae
Exons: 7
Coding region: 2579-3823 (414 amino acids)
Source: RefSeq, a predicted model, not a curated record